GCCCUGCGUUCCUCCUGGUGCUUCCGUACUCGUUCCCAUCCGUUCUUCGCUCAGAUCACGCUCGACGUCCCCCAGAAGAAAAUGGUGUAAGGCCAGCCAGCGCAGCUGCCACUUCCCAUCACGGCGUGCCCAGACCUCAGGGAGGAACAUGGCAGCAGCCCAGGGAGCGGGAAGCAGUUCGGCCGGGCCAUCCGGACUCCCUGGUUCUGCCCUGGGGCACAGCAGCAACUCCACGGCAGUGGCGGUGUGGGAAUGGCAGGAUGAAUUUGGCAGGUGGAGGCCAUACCGAGGGAACGUCUGCAGCUACAUUGAACAGGUUUUUCAGGCCUCUCAGCAGAAGGGCCGGCGUUCGGGGUCGGGGCUUGUCAGCAGCAUCCCGUUGGGACACGCGGAUCCUGUCUUGGCCCCCUAUGUCAUCGACAUCCCAAGCUUGACGCAGUUCCGGCAGGAUACAGGGACGAUGCGGGCCGUCCGCAGGCACCUCUUCCCCGGGGACUCUGCCGCCGGGCAGGGCAUCGUCUGGGAGUGGCAGAAUGAUGAAGGCGGGUGGUCCCCCUACGAGAUGAACGUCUGCGUGUUCCUGGAGCAAGCCCGUGCCACGAACCACCAGCGAGUAGAUCUUGGACCCUUGGGCUACAACUAUGAAGUUGACUUUGUGGCUCAAGUCCAGACCAACAAGACCACAAGGUUCCGCCGCGGCAUUCAGAGGCGCUUGGACGCCCCGUACCCGGUGACAGCCUCCCCGGCGCCCCUUCACACGGGGGUGGCUUGUUCCUGCCAGCAAUGCUGGCUAAAUGGUGGGACUGGUCCCAUCACCACGCGCUACCGGCAUUCCAUGAUAAACUUUCCCAACUCAUCCGCUACUCAUCAGGUUUCCAGUAGGACAGCGUCAGUAAGUUCUUCCAACGUCGGCUUCGUGCCCUAUAACAAACCGACUUUGUCUGGAGCGAGGUCAACACUGAGACUCAAUGCACAGAGCACCUGGGCUUUGCCUCAAGCUGGGGGCCCCAGCACAGGACUGUCUGCAUCUAAUGGAGUCAGCGCCCCAAACCUGCCAGUCAAGAUGCCCAAACCCAGCAAGGUGAACCAGGCCCUGGCAGGCAUGACGGCUAUUCUGAUGUCAGCCGCUGGACUCCCCGUGCACCUCACCUGUGUGCCGCAAGCUGCCAGCACCCAUAAAGCCACUAAAAAACACAGCUCAGUUAAGGAGGGGAGGAAAGUGUCCAAGAAAGGCUGGUGGAAGAGCCUGGCAGCCUCCAUGACGGGCCUGAUGACCACGACACCAACCGAGCCAGAAGCGGUGGUGAAGAAGUACCUGGAAGAGGUGAAGGGCUCUUCUGCCGAUGAGGACUGUAUCAUCUGCAUGGAGAAGCUGUCCUCCCCCUCAGGUUACGGCGACGCAUGCGAGUGCAGCACAAUCAAGCCGGAGACAGUCGGUCGUCUGACAAACUGCCAGCACUCCUUCCACAUGCUCUGCAUGCUGGCCAUGUACUCCAACGGGAACAAGGAUGGGAGUUUGCAGUGCCCCUCUUGUAAAACCAUCUACGGAGAGAAAACCGGUACUCAGCCCAAAGGGAAGAUGGAGGUGUCCACUUUUCCCCAGUCCCUCCCUGGCCACAAGGACUGCGGGACGAUCCAGAUUGUGUAUCACAUCAGCAGAGGCAUCCAGGGCCCUGAGCACCCCAACCCUGGGAUGCCUUACACAGCAAGAGGCUUUCCUCGCUAUUGUUAUCUACCAGACAACGAGAAGGGCAGAAAGGUCCUGGAGCUCCUAAGGGUGGCCUGGAAGAGACGCCUGAUUUUCACAGUGGGCACCUCCAGCACCACCGGCGAGAGCAACACGGUGGUGUGGAACGAGAUCCACCACAAGACGGAGAUGGACACAAACCUGAGCGGCCACGGCUACCCUGACCCCAACUACCUGGACAAUGUGCUGGCAGAGCUGGCCGCGCAGGGUGUCACCGAGGACUGCCUGAGACAAUGAGCUGGGGUGGGGGCCCGCCUGUGCCGUGCACGCAUCGGGGAGCCCUCCUAGUGCACUUAUUCCUGUUGCCUUAAGUUCCUGUGUCUGACUGUCUGUCACACUGAGCAAUAACACUGUACCGCGGGAGCCCG
Messenger RNA from Aptenodytes forsteri (emperor penguin), 2115 nucleotides. It is a transcript of the gene DTX2, whose product is annotated as deltex E3 ubiquitin ligase 2. Gene Ontology annotation, cellular component: nucleoplasm. NCBI's taxonomy places the organism in Eukaryota, Metazoa, Chordata, Aves, Sphenisciformes, Spheniscidae. Gene Ontology annotation, biological process: protein ubiquitination; Notch signaling pathway. Gene Ontology annotation, molecular function: ubiquitin protein ligase activity; zinc ion binding. The record is from RefSeq and is a predicted model, not a curated record. Bases 149 to 1984 code for a protein of 611 amino acids. The transcript has 11 exons.